AUGGUUCAGUCACCACAUCCGGUGACAUAUCCGAUCGACAAUUUUGAUCUCAUUAAUAAUGCGCUCCAGAUUCUAAAUUCUGAUGAAAUAGCCGUACUUAACGCUCUGCUGGAGCUUUUGAAGAAUACUUCUUCUGAGGCCGGAACGUGUUUAGGUCCGGCCCAACAACCUAAGACCCUAGAACUGAAUGUAAAAACCCCACAACCUUCUACUUCAGGUACCUCUGGGACAGGUAGUUCCCCGCUUCGACACCACCCUGUCAGCGAAGCGUUAAUACAACCUUCUACCUCGCAGCAGCACACACCUGCUGAUGAACUAACAGGGUUGGAUACUUCCAAAGCAGACUCUCCACAGCCCUCUACCUCGCAGCAGCACUCGCCUGCUGAUGAAUUAACAGGGUCGGACACUUCCAAAGCAGACUCUCCACAGCCCUCUACCUCGCAUCAGCACAUGCCUGCCGAUGAAUUAACAGGGUCGGAUAUUUCCGAAACAGACUCUCCACAGUCCUGUACCUCACAUCAGCACAUGCCUGCUGACAAUUUAACAGGGUCGGAUACUUUAACUCCUCAGACAGGCUCCGGAGUGACUAAGCCAUCCGGGGUAAUCUCGAGUCUCGACUCUUCACAGCCAUCUACCUCGCAUACGGACAAUCCUUCCUCUCCAGACCCGUCACCCUCCACUACUAUAACGGAGCGUCCAAAAUUUAACAAUAUCUAGAUUAGACACCGUUUCAAUUUUUCUGAGGCCUACACACUCGAUUCAUUCACCGAAGUUUUUAAUCAUAUACACGAGACCCUUCAACAAAUAUUAGACAGUUUUAUGAACACUUUGGAUCCUAGGGAUCUAGUGCAGUUAGAAUUACAGGCCGAA
Erpetoichthys calabaricus (reedfish) is the source of this 870-nucleotide messenger RNA. RefSeq names its product cell surface glycoprotein 1-like. The coding region runs from base 1 to 717 and encodes 238 amino acids. The record is from RefSeq and is a predicted model, not a curated record. Lineage: Eukaryota; Metazoa; Chordata; Cladistia; Polypteriformes; Polypteridae. The transcript is spliced from 2 exons.